AUGUCAAAUAUAGAGCAGCAAUGGUGGAAUGAAGAGAUUAAAGACAUGUAUAAACUGAUCAUCUUUUACAGCUAUAUUUUGUCAUCUGUAUCAGUAUUUCCUCGAAUUUUAUAUUCGGCUUAUAUUCUCUCAUCUGAUUUAGCCUUUUAUACCCUUAUUCUAACUUCUACUCAUCUAGCUUGCUUUUGCUUGAUAAAAUACUUUGAAAACAAAUCUGCCUUAUCAAAAAGUAUAAUUGCUGUUCUAUUUCUAGAAUUUUAUACACUUUCUUGCUAUAUUCCUUCAAUGAAAAAUAGAGAGCAUAUAUGCUUGAGGUGAAUUUUCUCUUUAAUUCUCCCUUUGUUAGUGAAAGAAAUGAAAAUUCCUAUUUUUGGAAAAAUACCCCUUUCUUAGUGAGCAAAACUUUUUAAAUAUUAAAAAUGAUAAUUUGAUGUAUAAAUAAUAAUUAUUACGUAGAAUCCAACUAAUUCUAUUAGAUUUUAGACAGCUUCUACUCAAAAACAUAAUUUUAUUAAUUAAAUUAAAAAUAAAAAUUAACCUAUUGGUUAUCUAGGAUAAAUUUUCUUCUCUCUAAACAAGGGUGGAAUUAGUAACAACAAUUCAAUUUCAGCUCCCAAUGGUGAAAAACAAAGUUAUUUUUAAUCUUCUCCUCAUAAAAAUUUUGCCGUAUUUAUGGCGGGCGAAUAUAGGGCUCCCAACUUUGAUGUUAGUUCCGAAAACUCUAGCUUCUGAAGCCCACGGACCUAGGUGCCAACAAUUCCGAAUUUGGGUUUGGGCCUAGGCGGGCUGGGCUUUUCCCUCAACCCGCAGACAAGAUGCAGAUUGUACAUUAUCAGAUAACACUUCUGGAUGAGCAUUCUCUGCCUGCAAAUGACGGAGGGAGUUCCAGUAGGAGGCAUUUGAUGUUUUAACUCGUACUCUGAGAGGUAAAAAGGGAUAAGAGGUUUUUGUUGUAAAAUCUGAUUCAAGCAAGCUAGGGUGAGCUUUACUGUUAGACUGUCGAUGCCAUCAUUUUUGAUGGAUAACUUUAAUGCUAGGUACCACAUGAACAUAAAGCUGAAGCUAGACUGACUAAGUCUGAAAUAAUUCCCUUUUAACCCCUCUAAUCGUAAUCAUUCUCCUCAUAAAGCAUAUUUUAAUGUGAUAUUAUCUGUCAGUUGACAUUGAAGUCCUAAAGAAAUCAUAUGACAUCACUCCAGUUGUAGCUGCUGCCGCAGUAAUUAUUGUAUGUAAUAUAGGAAAUUAUUACCGCCUCAAAAUUUCUUAUGAGAGAUUUGUAUUUUCCAAAGAAGUUGAGGCCUCUAAAAAUCGAUUUGAAAUAAUUACGCAAGCUUUUACGGAUGGUAUCAUAGUCAUAACAGUAAACCAAAAAGUAGAAUUUUAUAACUCUACAGCUCUGGAAUUUUUGAAUUGCAGAUAUCAUGAAAUUUUUUCAGAGCUUAUGAAAUGCAAAUAUUGUGCUGAAAAAAAAAUUUCUCAAUUUAAUCAUUCCGAUAUGCUUAUUGAUGAUUUAAAUUAUAUUUUCGAAAAUGCUCAAGUAGGGGAGGUGACUCUCGGGGUGAUUCAAAUAAAUAAUAUUAAUCUGGAAUGAAAAGCAAAAAAUAUUAUUUGAGAAAGAAAUCAAGCUAUAUUUUUGACUAUAAGGAAUAUCAAUCAAAUUAUUGAGUUAGAAAAAUCUAUAGCUAAUGACCAUAUGAAAACAGUUCUUUUAAGAUCAGUUUCUCAUGAGCUAAAAACUCCGCUCAAUGCUAUAGCUUUUUUUACAGAUGAGUUGAUAGAAAAGCCACUAAUUGAGAUGCCAGAUAGUGAAAAAGAAAAAUUAAAACUAGUCUUAAUUUCGUCAAAACUCAUGCUUUCUCUAAUUAAUGAUUUACUAGACUACUCAAAAAUGCUGGCAGGAGCUUUUACUAUAAAUAAAACGAGCUCUGAUAUAAGGCAAGCUAUUUAUAACGCAUGUGAUUUGAUAAGUAUGCAAGCUAAAAAGAAAAAUAUAAGCCUGAUUUAUAGAGUUGAUCCUAAUAUACCUGAAUUAGUUUUUACUGAUAUUGUGAGAUUCAGCCAAAUUUUAUUGAAUCUAUUAAGCAAUGCCUUAAAAUUCACAAUAAAAGGCUACAUAGAAAUUUGUGUUUGAAUUAACUCAGAAAACAAGCUUGAAUGCAAAGUAGAAGACACCGGAAUAGGGAUAAAUAAAGAAAUCAAAAGAAAAUUAUUUACAGAAUUCAGCACAAAUUAUAACCCAGUUCUUAAUUCCCAGGGAAGCGGACUUGGGCUAUGAAUCUCUAAUUUUUUAGUAAAAUCAUUAGGUGGAUCAGGAAUAAAAGCAAAGUCCAAACUCGGCAAAGGCUCAAGCUUUCUCUUUGCUAUUGAUAUUUAUGAAGAUACGCCUGAAAUCCGAAGUUAUGAAGAAUCUUUGGCAAAUAUUGAUGAAGCUGCUAGCAAAUCUGAUUUUUAUUUUGACAGAAAUUUCAAUAAUGUCCUAAAUUCAAAAGUUCUUAUUGUAGAUGAUAACGAGCUAAAUAGGAUGAUACUUGCUUCUAUUUUAAGUCAAAAUAAUAUCAGCUAUGCAGAAGCUUGAAAUGGGAAAGAUGCCUUAAAUAAAAUCAUCGAAUGCAAUAAUAAAGGCAGUAUGUAUUCUAUUGUGAUUAUGGAUUGUAAUAUGCCUGAAAUGGAUGGUUUUGAGGCUACUCGAGAAAUAGUUAAAUUGUAUCUAAUGAAAAAGUUAUAUCGAUUGCCUAAUAUUAUUGGAUAUUCCGCUUACAGUUCGGAUGAAGAUAGAAACGCCUGCUUCGAGUGUGGGAUGGUUGAUUAUUUACCAAAGCCUUCACCAUCAGAAAAAAUAAUAAACUUGAUAAAACAAUACCUAUAA
Molecule: messenger RNA, 2866 nt
Organism: Blepharisma stoltei
Lineage: Eukaryota; Ciliophora; Heterotrichea; Heterotrichida; Blepharismidae
Source: the annotation of a GenBank genome assembly